Molecule: messenger RNA, 984 nt
Organism: Bufo bufo (common toad)
Lineage: Eukaryota; Metazoa; Chordata; Amphibia; Anura; Bufonidae
Gene: ALX1
Product: ALX homeobox 1
Exons: 4
Coding region: 4-984 (326 amino acids)
Biological process (GO): positive regulation of transcription by RNA polymerase II; negative regulation of DNA-templated transcription; embryonic skeletal system morphogenesis
Molecular function (GO): RNA polymerase II transcription regulatory region sequence-specific DNA binding; DNA-binding transcription activator activity, RNA polymerase II-specific
Source: RefSeq, a predicted model, not a curated record
UCCAUGAUUAUGGAUUAUCAUCUAAGCGACAAAUUCUCUCUAAAGACCCAGAGCAGUAAAGCCGGCAGCGACUUCUACAUGGGGGCGGGGGGCGCCCUGGAGCACGUCAUGGACACCCUGGACAAUGACUCCUUCUACACCAAGAACCCAGUGGGCAAAUGUGUGCAGGCCUUCAGUGCCAUCCAGAGAAACGAGCAUCAUGUGCGGAUAGACAGGAGCUCCCCUUGUCAGGACAGCAGUGGCAGCUAUGGCCUGGGGAAGGUGGAGGGGCAGCAGGCCAUGCCCCUGGAGACCUGCUGCAGUGUCCGGGGGUCCCCGGUGAAGGCCAUGCCGCAGGAGAAGGGGGAGCUGGACGAGCUGGCGGAUAAAUGUGACAGCAAUGUGUCCAGCAGUAAGAAGAGACGGCACCGCACCACCUUCACCAGUCUGCAGCUGGAGGAGCUGGAGAAGGUCUUCCAGAAGACCCACUACCCAGAUGUCUAUGUCAGGGAGCAGCUGGCGCUCAGGACCGAGCUCACCGAGGCCCGGGUGCAGGUCUGGUUCCAAAACCGCAGAGCUAAGUGGAGAAAAAGAGAACGCUAUGGCCAGAUACAGCAAGCCAAAAGCCACUUUGCUGCCACUUAUGACAUCUCUGUUCUGCCAAGAAGUGACAGCUACCCACAGAUACAGAACAACUUAUGGACAGGUAACCCAAGUGGGGGAUCUGUGGUGACUUCGUGUAUGCUGCCUCGUGAGCCUUCCUCUUGUAUGUCACCUUAUUCCCACUCCUCCCGCACCGAUUCUUCAUAUGCAGGCUUCACGAAUCAUCAGAACCAGUUCAGCCAUAUGCCACUCAACAAUUUCUUCACUGAAUCGUUAUUAUCAGGCGCCACAAAUGGACAUUCUUUUGAAACAAAACCAGAGUUUGAAAGGCGAUCAUCUAGUAUUGCAGUUCUUCGAAUGAAAGCCAAAGAACACACAGCAAAUAUCUCAUGGGCUAUGUAA